UUCUUCCAUUACCAGUGAUUCAUGAGAGACGUCAUGCUUAUAAUUAGGGUCCUGACUUUCACCGACAAAAAUAAAAUCCAGUGAAUAGAAUUUCAAAUGGGAAAGUGUAAUUUAUUUAUGUUUUUUCUAUUUGUUCAGCCAAAUACGGUGAAAACGAGCCUAACGGUGACCUCCUCCCUGCCACAACCGCCAUCCCGUGGUGAACUCUCACCAUUCAAACCCUGAACCCCUUUUUACUGAUCCCCACUUCAAAUCAACUUCCACUUCCACACAUAGAGAGAUUUGUAUCUACGUUGGUAGAUACAAAGGGAUUAAACAAAGAAGAACAUGAUUCAAGGUUUUGGAAUUGAAGUCUCUUCUGCUAAACCGAAUCAAUGAAUUCAAAUCCUGAAGACACAGAGAUGAGAAACAAUGACGCUGAUAAACGGCCAUCGCCAAACAAACCCUAUCAAGAAAAAGCACAAGAUACGAAGCUGUGGGGAGUUUUCUUCUUUGGUCUGAUCGGAGCUACAGUCACCAAGUUCCUCUUGAACAGGUCACAGUCAUCAUGGAAAGGUCCAACUGGUGGUUCUUUCAGGUCAAGUUUUCAAGGGGAAGCAAGGAAAAGACAUAACCGUCGAAUGCAGGAGGAGUAUGAAGAGGAAAUGGAGAGAGUGGAACGUAUAAAGCGCAUGCAAAGUGUAUUUAAUAGAGAGAGGAAUAAAAACAAAAGGAGCUACGAGAGCUGGAGGGAAAGUGGUCCAGGUGUGUAUCAUCAACAUUUCCAGCGGGAAGAUUGGUAUUGGAAGACUGAUACAUCAUACAGAGAUCAGAGGACUAAUUUCAGGGGAACUCCUCGAGACAGGGCUAAUUAUGCAUAUUCUCAUCAUUACUCAGUUUUGGGUCUUGACAGGUUGAGAACAAAACCAUACACUGAUGAUGAGAUUAAGACCGCUUUCAGAGCAAAGGCAAAGGAGUUCCACCCAGAUCAGAAUCAGGGUAACAAAGAGUUAGCUGAGGCCAAGUUCAAAGAGGUCAUGACAUCUUAUGAGGCUAUUAAGAUGGAAAGGAAAGACAAUAAGUCGUGAAAUUUGUAAAAAUUGCAGCAUUGAGGAAUGUAGUGUUCCGUGUUAUCUCACCCUUCACCGGUGCUGUUAUUAGUUUUCAGCAAUUCAACGAGACCACUGUAAAACAUUUUCGUGCCAUUUGGCCAUUUUGAUUUUAAUGUUACAUGCUUACACCAACUGAAUCUGGCGUUUUUUUUGAGUCUGAAAGAAAUCAGAGCAUGUGUAUUUAUGUAUAGAAGAAGAAUAAAUCAUCUUUUAUUGGGUGUGCACUCAUGCUUGAUGCUAGUUAAUAGUAACAUUUCACAAUCAGGUCGAAAGCUUUUUAACUCUUGACCAUUGAUCUACGAAAUCAUGUACGUAUUAUGAUUGAGUGGAUUGUUCAAUAUCAUGAUAUGUUUACAGGGUUCUCAUAGAGAUGGAGUCAUGGUGAUUGGAUCAACUUGUUUUUUUUUUUUUUUUUUUUUUUUGAGAAUCAGACUUAGUUUUGUUGUUACUAUUUGAAUUGAUGGAGUCUUGAAAAUCACAAAAUCAAUGAUAACAGAGCUACUUUUAAGAUU
This is a messenger RNA of Camellia sinensis, 1603 nucleotides long. RefSeq lists its product as uncharacterized. NCBI's taxonomy places the organism in Eukaryota, Viridiplantae, Streptophyta, Magnoliopsida, Ericales, Theaceae. The record is from RefSeq and is a predicted model, not a curated record.